Molecule: messenger RNA, 1262 nt
Organism: Rhinichthys klamathensis goyatoka
Lineage: Eukaryota; Metazoa; Chordata; Actinopteri; Cypriniformes; Leuciscidae
Gene: cbx8b
Product: chromobox homolog 8b
Exons: 5
Coding region: 113-1174 (353 amino acids)
Source: RefSeq, a predicted model, not a curated record
UGCACGAAGAGUAUUAUGGGCUGUAUGGAAUUCUGAAGCUAGAGCAGGCGGACUGGACUCGCGCUCACAGUCAGCUAGCUUCGCUGCAAGCUAACGGUAGACGAAGGUAAACAUGGAGCUAUCGGCUGUCGGGGAGAGGGUGUUCGCGGCCGAGUCGAUCAUCAAGAGACGAAUACGACGGGGUCGAAUGGAAUAUCUCGUUAAAUGGAAGGGCUGGUCACCCAAGUACAGUACUUGGGAACCAGAGGAAAAUAUCCUAGACUCGCGCCUUUUCGUUGCCUUUGAAGAGCGGGAGCGUGAGAGAGAAAUAUUUGGACCCAAGAAAAGAGGACCUAAGCUGAAGACUUUUCUUCUAAAGGCCCAAGCUAAAGAAAAGGCAAAGUGUUAUGAAUUUAGGAAUGAAACAUCCAGGGGCAUUCAUGUUGCAUAUCCCAGUCCAGAGCCUGUGAUAACCCCUAGAGCGAGAGAGGGACUGCGUGCUGUGGUUCCCACCAUUUUCCCUCCCAGCACAGUCAACCGAGGGGAGAGUGUAAGGCAUUCACCUCCAGAACCAAGGGAGCAUCGUUCUCCAUCCUCACCAAGAGCCAGCACUGAUGCAUUUACCCUUGCCCCAAAAAAGAGAGGACGGAAGCCCAAAUUACGGUUCACAGAUGGCUACACAAGCUCCUUGCAUCCAGGGCAUGCAAAAAGAGCUGCAGAUGAAACCAUGGCAAGCAUUCCUUCCAAAAUGGCAAAGUUGGGUUUGGGUGAAGAUGAAGAGAGAUGCUCUGAAAUGAUUGGGAGAAUUAAAAUAUCUCACAAGCACAUGGAUGCUACCUAUUCACACAAACAAAACAGAGUUGUUCCAAGCAGGAGUACCCAGCACAUUUCUCCAGAGUGGAAUUUGCAUUCCAGCAGGACUAAUCCACAAACAAGCCUCUUUCACCACAAACACCUGAAGCAUCAUUCAAAACGAAGGACAUUUGAACAUGGUGAGUCCACCAGCAGACAGCCUUCACUUAUCGCCAAAAUCCCAGUGUCACGCAUUUUUGGAGAGCCUGAGGAGGGAGAUCCUUGGAGACCCUCCUUCAGCAAUGUGGAGAAAGUUUUAGUUACCGAUGUGACAACAAACUUCCUGACUGUAACGAUCAAAGAGAGCAGCACAGAUAAAGGCUUUUUCAAAGACAAAAGAUGAUUUUGCAGCCAGAUGCCCUUCUUCAGAAGUCUUUUUAUCAUCAAAAAUAUUCUGUAUUGUGUUUUAUAUAUAUAAAAAAAUCUUAUUC